This is a messenger RNA of Heterostelium album PN500, 1005 nucleotides long. RefSeq lists its product as uncharacterized. Lineage: Eukaryota; Evosea; Eumycetozoa; Acytosteliales; Acytosteliaceae. Bases 1 to 1005 code for a protein of 334 amino acids. The transcript has a single exon. The record is from RefSeq and is a predicted model, not a curated record.
AUGGAUAAACAAAUAUUCUCUAAAGUUAUAUUAAAUAAUAAAUAUAUUAAUAGUAUUAUAUUCAAUUAUGUUAGUGAAAUCAGUUUAAUAUUUAAUCGAGGAAAACACUACAAGUGGAAUGAUUUGAUUGAGAAUCCAAAUCUGUUGGCAGCCAAUAACUAUUUAGAUCUAUUGAAACAAUGGUUUAAAAAGAGAGAUGAUUAUCUAUCGUGGUGGGACAAUAAAGAUGGUCAUACCAUGAUAGGACUAUUACAAAAUGUAAUGAUGUCGGGUGGAAUUGAUAUGAUGACAUUCCUAAUCGAACAAUUCAAAGAUCGACAACCAAAGUUUACACUCAAUAGUCUUUUGGAAUCUGCUUGUAGAUUCAAUAGAAUCGAUUUGAUUCGAUACCUAUUGAGCGAAUAUAGUUUGUUCAAAUGGGAUUACUAUAGUGCAAUGGUGUUUGCACCCUAUUCGAAAAACAUGGAGAUAUUGGAGAUGAUGGUAGAUCUUUACAAUGCCACCAGCAUCGCGCAAGAUAAUAGCUAUGUAGAAUCGAAAACAUCAUCAACCAAGAAUGUAUUUAAUAGUGCUGCAUUUGUUGGAAGUGUUCAGAUGAUUGAAUAUCUUUGUAAGGAGAGAUUGGAAGACUUGCAACAUAGUGAUUUGUAUAGGAUGGCAAUUGAUGCUGGCCAAGUCGAAACUGUUCGAUAUCUUAUUGCUAAUUUUAGUCAUCUUAAAGACGUCGACAAAUGCAAAUCUUCAUCGGGAACUGUUAGACUUCCACUAGACUUUGCAUUGACCAAGAAGAAUACCGACAUUACCAUUAUGUUGAUUGAGGCAAAUUGUAAAACCAAUUUCACAAACAUACUUGGAACUGUUGCCAAUUACUAUGGUGAUUGCAAGUUGAUGGAUUAUCUAUAUUCUAGAGGUCAUAGAUUGGAAUCAUAUCCAUUGGAUGAUGUUACAAUGUUCGAUAGUAUUCUAUGGUUGGAUCACAUGGUUGUCAACUUACUGCUACAGUAG